CUCAUUUUGGUGUUCAUUGGCAGGCAGGUUAAGAAGUAUCACCUACAUAUAUAGAGAGAGAGCUUGAGAAGCUAGCUAGCUAGUUAGAUAUAUAAAUAUAUAGAAUUGAUAGAGCUAACUAAUUUUUUAAUUAAGUUAAAUUAAUUAUUUAUUAUCAAAUAUGGGAGAUAAUAAUAGUAUUAUUAGGUCAUCGGUACAUGGGGGGAAGAUUACAGAGGCUCUGAGAAAGAUGAAGCCGUAUUUGGCUAUGGUUUCUCUGCAGUUUGGGUAUGCAGGGAUGUAUAUUAUUAGCAUGGUCUCCUUCAAACACGGCAUGAGUCACUUCGUCUUGUCUGUCUAUCGUCACGUUGUUGCCUUUGUUCUCAUAGCUCCAUUUGCCUUUGUUCUUGAAAGGAAAAUAAGGCCAAAGAUGACUCUCCCGAUCUUCCUACGCAUAAUGCUGCUUGGUUUCUUAGAACCAGUACUUGAUCAGAACUUGUACAACUUGGGAAUGAAGUACACCUCUGCAACAUUCGGAUCCGCUAUUGUGAACAUUUUACCUGCUAUUACCUUCAUAAUGGCUCUCGCCUUUAGGUUAGAAACGGUGAAUGUGAAAAAGUGGCAUAGCCUUGCAAAGGUGAUAGGGACAGUAAUUACAGUGUCAGGAGCAAUGGUGAUGACUCUUUACAAAGGCCCCAUCCUUGACAUUAUACAUAGCAGCAGCAGCAGCAGCCAUGGGCAUUCGGGUCAGCAGACCACGACCGAGUCCUCCGAUCACCACUGGGUCACCGGAACCCUCAUGCUGGUCGGGAGUUGCGGUGGCUGGGCUAGCUUCUUCAUUGUACAAUCUUUUACGUUGAAGAAGUAUCCGGCGGAACUGUCUCUGACAGCGUGGAUUUGCUUGAUGGGUGUGUUGGAAGGUGGGGUGGUCACUCUUGUGUUCGAACGUGACAUGCAUGUUUGGGUUCUCGGAUGGGAUUCCAGGCUUCUUGCUGCUGUCUACUCUGGUGUGGUUUGCUCUGGAAUUGCAUAUUAUGUGCAAGGAAUGGUGAUAAGAGAACGAGGCCCAGUUUUUGUGACAUCUUUCAGUCCUCUAUGCAUGAUCAUAACAUUCGCUCUUGGUGCCAUUGUUUUGGCUGAACAAGUCCACCUUGGAAGUAUAAUUGGGGCAUUAUUCAUAGUCAUGGGACUCUACACUGUGGUUUGGGGUAAAAGCAAAGAUCCAAUAGAAUCAUCAGCACCGUCCAAAAAUAUUGAUCAAUUGCCAAUCACAGACACCAUUGUCAAACCAGUUACUGUCACUCCUAACAAUAACAAUGGAGGAGGACCACUAGAGAUGUCCAAGAUUUCUACGUCUUCUCAGCUCGCUUCAUAAAUAUAUAAUUAAUGAAUAUUAUAUAUAAAGAUAAUUAACAAUUUGGGGCUAUCUAUAUAUAAUUAUAUAUCAUCUCUAGUUAUAAAGAGCAAAUGAAAUUAUUACGUAUAUCUCCUCGACGAGAUCGUAAUGUCUGAAGAAAUAUGCAACUUAAUUUGCUUCGUUUUUUCCUCUACAUUAGCUUUUUAUUUUUAUUGAUAAAUGUAACUUGAGAGUAAUUACGAGUUACAGUUAUAUAAUAUAUUUGGCUAGCUA
This is a messenger RNA of Cannabis sativa, 1609 nucleotides long. Its product is annotated as WAT1-related protein At4g08300. Bases 161 to 1354 code for a protein of 397 amino acids. Lineage: Eukaryota; Viridiplantae; Streptophyta; Magnoliopsida; Rosales; Cannabaceae. Gene Ontology annotation, molecular function: transmembrane transporter activity. The record is from RefSeq and is a predicted model, not a curated record. The transcript is spliced from 6 exons. Gene Ontology annotation, cellular component: plasma membrane.